AUGGUAUCUGGUCUACAUUUACUCAAUUUUAUUCUUCCUUUCUUAUUAUUAACUUUACUCAAUGUUAAUGGUGAAAGAGCAAAAAUUACCGACUCUAAUGGUAAUGAAUUAGAACCACUUGAAAAUUACUUGGAUGAUUGUAGUUCUGGAAAAAAAUAUGGUCUUGUUGAUGGAAUGCUUGAAGAAUGUAGUAGAUGGAAGAUUGAAGCUGGUAAUGGUUUUAGAAAUCCUGAAGAUGAUGCUUAUGAACAAAUGAAAUGUAAAAAAUUAAGAAUUCAUGGUGAGAUGAGAGAUGGAAAAUGUGAAUGUAUAAAUAAAUGGACUGGAAGUGUAUGUCAUAUUUAUAAAGGAUGUCCAGAAGGACAAUCACUUUUUAAAGGAGCUUGUACAUCAAAUAUUUGUCAAAAUGAUGGUAUUCUUGCAAUUGGAUCAACACAUUUAGAAUGUAGAUGUCCAGCACCAUGGCAAGGUAGAUAUUGUGAACAUCUUGCCUGUUGGAGAAAUACAGAUAAAGCUGAACAUGAUAAAAGAUUUAAAAAUGCUAAAACAAAAUGUGAAUGUGGAAGUCAUUAUACUGGAGAAAAUUGUGAUCAAAUAAUUUCAUGUGAAAAAGGAAAUCUUACUAAUGGUGUUUGUGAAUGUCCAAAAGGUUAUUAUGGUGAAAUUUGUCAUAUUAAAUGUCCACACAAUGCAGAAACUUGUUCUGCAAGUACAUUUGGUUAUAUUACACCUAUAAUUACUUUUCUUUUUGCAUCAAUUUUGGCUUAUAUUUUGAAUUAA
Messenger RNA from Strongyloides ratti, 780 nucleotides. Its product is annotated as Epidermal growth factor-like domain-containing protein. The transcript has 4 exons. The coding region runs from base 1 to 780 and encodes 259 amino acids. Gene Ontology annotation, biological process: motor neuron axon guidance. The record is from RefSeq and is a predicted model, not a curated record. NCBI's taxonomy places the organism in Eukaryota, Metazoa, Nematoda, Chromadorea, Rhabditida, Strongyloididae.